Messenger RNA from Carcharodon carcharias (great white shark), 2064 nucleotides. RefSeq names its product CD276 antigen homolog. Gene Ontology annotation, cellular component: external side of plasma membrane. Bases 187 to 813 code for a protein of 208 amino acids. Gene Ontology annotation, biological process: cellular response to lipopolysaccharide; negative regulation of T cell proliferation; T cell costimulation. NCBI's taxonomy places the organism in Eukaryota, Metazoa, Chordata, Chondrichthyes, Lamniformes, Lamnidae. The record is from RefSeq and is a predicted model, not a curated record. The transcript is spliced from 6 exons.
UGUUCCGCUUGUAACUGAGUUGUAAUGUUCUGCUGAUUUUGAUAUUUUACUGAUUUCAAUACCAUCCGGUUAUUUUUAAUUCUGGCGGAUUUUAUUUCUCUCCCUCCGGGAUUGUGUUUCUAACCCGUUUGUCCCUCUCCUGUUGUCCCCCUGUCCCCGGCUCUGAGCGGAUCCCUCUCUCGGGGAAUGGAUGGAAAGGAGCUGCAGGGACACAACUUACAGAAACUACUCCUGUUGCUCAAUGUUGUUGCUGCUGUUUCAGGUUACUCACCUGUCUCAGUUUCUGGGUUCCUUGGGGAGCAGGUUGUACUGCCCUGUACCUACAAAGGGAAUGCCCCAGUCUCUGAUUUACUGGUGAUCUGGGAGACAGCCAAGGGUGAAAUUUUGCAGAAGUUCAUCACUCGGAACAAUGAUUUGACAGAACAAGGUCCACAAUUCAGAAACAGAACAAACCUGUUCAAAGAUCAACUGGGACAAGGCAACUGGUCAGUUCUGAUCUCUGACCUCAGGGAGUCAGACCAGAACCAGUAUUUAUGUGACAUUCACAAGAGGAUAACUGUGGGUUAUAUAACAGAGCAAACUGAUAUCAUCCAUCUUUCUGUGACAGAGCGAGAUCAAACACCUGUACCGACCACGCCUGUACCAGGAGUACGGUCUGGAUUUGAAAUUGGAAUUGGAGUUCUUGUUGGUUUUUUUGCUGGAGUUUUGCUUUCUGGAAUUGUGGUUUGCGUAUUCCAAAAGCGACAAAAAUGGAAUUGUGUUCAAAAUCAACACUCCAACAAUCAGAAUGAAGGACCUAAUGAUGUCCUUUGACAGAGGUAACCUAUUGAGGUGAAGCACGGGGCCUUGUGACAACAGCACCUGAGCAUCGGAUGGAGCGGCUGGAGAACAAAACCUUCUGGGGACCAGGACUGCCCAGCACUAACUGACCUUCCACUUCACUGAGCCUGGGUCAGGGAGCGGAAAAUCAGCCCAGUAUUUGUGGUUAUCAAGUGAUUCCUGGUGGAAAGGCUGAGCUCAGGAUUGGGACCAACAAUCACUUCCCAUUUUGCACAAACGGGAGGGAAACUCAUUGUGGAAGUAUUUUCCCUUUACUGGAAAAGUAGUCCAAGUAUUUCAAACUCUCAGGAACAUACAGGACAAUCUUUAGCUGUGUAACCCAUUAAUCACUCCGUGUGAGAUGGUAACUUCCAAAAAAUCCUAUUGAUGAGUGAGUGGGAGCAUCAGGCAGUUUCUGGUGAAUGUAUUCACUUGUUCUCAGUGUGGAUGAUGCUGCCAGGGCCCCAUUUAUUGUCCAUCACUACUUGAAGCACUGCAGUCCUUGUAGUGAUGCUGCUCCCAUGGAGGUAAAUGUGGAAAGAGGCUUCAGAAAUUCCCUCUGCAUCUGGCCAAAGGUAUGCUGAUAUAUCCUUUUCUUUCAAUCUUACUUUUCCGUUAUAUUUUUAGAAUGGUUAUUAACACAAUGAAGUUUUAGUUUCAACUCUGGUCAUAUUAGUCAAUGGAUAUAUUAAAUAUUUUAUAUGUAUUAUGCAGACAUAUUUAUAUUUAAAUGGUACUUUUCUUUUGGAAUUAUUAUUACAUUAUUAUCAGUGCCUGUUUUAUAUCCAGAAUUUUGAUUCUAACUGGUUUACAGAUUAAAACUGCCUGUGACCAAAAAUUAUGCGUUUGUAUAUUUGACUCUCGCUUUAAUCCACAGUUUUUAAUGCAAACCUUGGACAGGUGGAGUCAUGGAAUGAUAGAGGGGAGGCCAUUCAGCCCAUCAUGCUUGUAGUGACUUUAUAUCCAUUUAGACCUAAUUCCCCGCUCUUUCCACCAGACCCCUGCAAUUAUAUCCCCUUCAAGUAUUUGUCCAGUUCCCCUUUGAAAGUUCCUAUUGAAUCUACUUCCACAGCCCUUUCAGGCAGCACCUAAUCACACUUCAGAUGUAUGCAUUAUUAUUGGGAUAAAUUUGCUGAAUUUGUAUUGAAUCACAGAUAUUCAGCUGUGGAAUUUUUAACUGUCAGUAAAUAAAUACUGAAUUUUAUAAAAAGCCUCCCAUUCACAAAUUGGAGAGCGGUAACACUU